Messenger RNA from Nipponia nippon (crested ibis), 600 nucleotides. RefSeq names its product killer cell lectin-like receptor subfamily B member 1B allele C. The record is from RefSeq and is a predicted model, not a curated record. NCBI's taxonomy places the organism in Eukaryota, Metazoa, Chordata, Aves, Pelecaniformes, Threskiornithidae. Gene Ontology annotation, cellular component: plasma membrane.
AUGGCUGAUGAAAUAGUUUAUGCUGAUUUAAGGCAUCCUGGGAAUGGUUUUUCUCCUGCCGAGAAGCAUCACGGUCCUGCCUUGUGUCCACAAUGGCAUGGGGUCCUCCUCAAAGUCAGUGUGCUGGGGCACCUUGUCCUGCUGGUGGUGGUGGUGGUGCUGAGCGUGCAGGCCUGUGCUGGCUGCAGGCUGUGUCCCCAGGACUGGCAGCUCCACGGGGAAAAAUGCUACCGGCUUUCCAAGGAAAAGGGAAACUGGUCUCAAGGCAAGAAAGGCUGUGAAAAUCAGGAGUCUCAGCUGGUAGUGCUCUGCGACAAGAAAGAAAAGGAGUACAUCAAGAAUAUUACAGGCGGAGGCACGCAGCCGGUGUGGAUUGGAUUAUCAUUCCGCAAGAAGUGGACAUGGGUGGACAACACACCCCUCAACACCAAAAUGUUUGACCCCCUGCAAGAGGUGGCUGAAGGUUGCAUCACACUGAAAGACAAGGUGGUGGAGGUUGAUACCUGUGACACUGAACACGAAUGGGUUUGUCAGAAAGAGCCUUUCCAGCUCUCCCCAUCGCUGGCAGGAGAUGGAGAGAAAUGCGAUGCCUCCGUCUGA